AAAACAAAGAGGUCAAAAUUGAAGCAAACAGACUGGAUCAUAUAUUCCUACAUUUCCCAUAAUACAUCCAAUAGCUUCUUCUUGUUAGACUAUUCCUAGCUUUCAAACUUGAAUAAAUGUGUUGUCACCUGAGUAACUUUCUUAGACCUGACAAAGCUCCUUCCAGAGCCACAGAAGACAUUAUAUAACCAUUCUCACAAGCAGUACUAGUACUAUUAAACUGAUCUUCACGUGUAAAAUCAGUGGAGUGGCCCUUUAAAAUGAGCUCAAACAGAAAAACGUUUGUUGUCUCAUUUAGCCAGAGUGGACUUCGAGAGAAAGCAGAGAUUGUUUCACUCUGAUAAGAAGCUGCAUAUCUUAUGAAACUAUUACAAAACAAACAAAGAAAAUGUCUGAAAGAGCAGACGCGACCGCAGUGAAAGCUCUCACGGCUUUUGUUGAAGAAGGAAAAGCUCUGCUGGACCUCGCCGAGAAGGAGAGCAGGGAAGGCUCUCUCCAGGAAUUCAUCAGGCAGAAAAUCCGCAUAGAGCAAACACAGUCACUGCUGGGUCUGAUUGAAGCUGCUGCAGCUUUGUACAGAAGUUUGUCUGUUAAAAGGAAAAAUGAUGCAGAGGACCUCUGGAGAAAAAACACUCACUGUGCUGCUUUACGGGACGCCGUGCAGGACUUUCAGCAACUAGAAGUGCAGUGGGAUGCCUUUCUGCAGCGUCUGGAUGAUGAGUUACAACUGAGUGCUGAAAUACUGGACAAGGACUAUCAGUCAAAAUGUAUUUCACCAGAUACAUCUCUCAUCGAUGCCAGAACAGGAGAAACACUAAUAUUAGAGAAAUAUCUUGGGAAAGGUAAAAAGAUCCUGCUGGUGUUAAUCCGUCAGUUCUCCUGUCUACUCUGCCGUCUCCACCUUAAAGAUCUGGAGAAGAAUCAGAGGUCUUUUGAUGCACACUCAAUUGAAGUGGUGGUGGUUUCAUUUGGCUGUCAGGAGGGAGCUUCACACUGGCUGCAGCAGACUAGCUGUCAGUUCGACAUGCUGUUGGACCCUGAGAGAAAGAUGUACACUGCGUUCGGCCUGGGAGCGUCUCUGAAGAAAGUACUGAACUUCAGUAACAUGCUGCUCUAUGCUGAAUACGUGGUGGACAACAUGGAGUUUCCAAGAGGGCUUCCAUCGAUUCAAGACGACAUGUUUCAGCUGGGAGGAGACUUUCUUUUGGACGAACAUGGGAGGGUGCUGUUCUCUCACUGCUGUCAGAGUCCCAUAGACAGACCCUCAGCGGAGGACAUUUUAUCUGCACAGUGAACUCCUUCAUGCACCACACAGGUUUUCAGUUGAUGAACUUCUUGUACCAGAUUAGAAUAAGAGUGAUUGCUAUAGGCUAAGCUGUAAACGGAUAAAUAUUGUGGCAUAUCAAAAGGUUUUAACUUGUUGAUAACAAAUAUAUGAUAUGAUGAAUACAUCCAAUGAAAUGUUACUGCGUUAAUAACCAAGCUCACUUUGUAAUACAAAUCGAAUUAAAAACAUGAACAUAGACCAGUGUGGUAUAAAAUAUAAGCAUCAAGCGUC
Sebastes umbrosus (honeycomb rockfish) is the source of this 1558-nucleotide messenger RNA. RefSeq names its product prostamide/prostaglandin F synthase-like. The transcript is spliced from 9 exons. NCBI's taxonomy places the organism in Eukaryota, Metazoa, Chordata, Actinopteri, Perciformes, Sebastidae. The coding region runs from base 389 to 1294 and encodes 301 amino acids. The record is from RefSeq and is a predicted model, not a curated record.